CUGCAAGGUGCCGGAGCGAGUGACGGUGGCAGCGGCAGCGGCAGCGGCAGCGGCAGCGGCGAGGGCUUCAAAGCAGCCGAGCCCGGCCCCCGGAGGACAGGAUCCCCGCUGCGGGCCACGUUCACCGGCGGCCGCCGUCAGCUCCCGGGGUGCUCUGUCUGCACGGCAGCGGCUUGACGGCCAUGGCUCCUAUGGGCAUACGGCUGUCUCCGCUCGGCGUAGCCGUGUUCGCACUGCUCGCUGUCGGGGUGCUCUAUCAUUUCUACUCGGGCUUUCUGGCUGGCAGGAUCGCCAUCUUCAGGAAACUGCCCGGGACGGACAGAAUCGAUCUGAGAGAGCUGCUGGCAUUGUCGGUAGAAGCUACCGUCCGGGGCGGAAAAGAGGUGAAGCGAGUGAUGGAAGAGGGCGAGCUGCACGGGAAAAGCAAGGGGAAAACUAAAGAAGGGGCAAAUGAGAUGCUCACCAAUGGAGAUCUGUUGUCACAUCAAAAGAUGUAUCACUUAAUUAAAAAUACAUUUCCAUCCAUACAGGUGUACUCGGAAGAGCAUGAUACCAGUGCCGUACCAGAAAUUCCUCCAUGGGAUCAUGCAAUUCCAAAGGAAAUCCUGGACAAAGUUACCACAACUGAAGAAGUCUCUUCUGACAGCAUUACUGUAUGGAUUGACCCUCUUGAUGCCACCCAGGAAUAUACAGAAAAUCUUUUGGAGUAUGUUACGACAAUGGUGUGCGUAGCUGUGAAUGGAAAACCAAUCAUUGGAGUAAUACACAAGCCAUUUGCUGAUUUUACAGCAUGGGGAAUGGUGCGUGGAGGAUCAAAUGUGAGCAUGCGGAAAUCAUACAAUGAGAAGAAUCCCAAAAUUAUAAUUUCCCGGUCACAUACAGGCACUGGUAAAGCAUUUGCUCAGAAAGCAUUUGGGAAUGACAGUGAGAUUAAAGAAGCUGGAGGAGCAGGUUAUAAAGUGCUGUCUCUGCUGAAUAUACCUGAUGAUAAACAACCAGACCAUGCUGAUGUGUACCUCCACAUAACCAAUAUCAAGAAGUGGGACAUCUGUGCUGGCAAUGCCCUUUUGGAAGCACUUGGUGGUCAGAUGACCACUUUGCAAGGAAAGGCUAUUGACUAUACUAAUAGUGAGUUGAAUGAUGGUGGAAUUUUUGCCACUAUUGGUCUCUCUCACAAAACAUUACUUGAGAAACUGCCAAGUUUGAAAUCUUUUAAAACCCAGUAGAAAUUCCCAACUAGUUAUUUCAUUGUUAAAACAACAAAAAGUAACAUGUUCAUAAUUGGUCUGAUUUAAACUUUCUCCUCAUAAAUGUUGGAAUCGAGCAGAUUUUGGUGUAUAAAGAUGAGAGCUUGGGUGUGUGUGGCUUUGCAGAGCAAAAAAUGGGUUUUAGUUGGACCAAUCCUGAUUUUAAAAUUGUGAAUAUGGGCAGCUGAACCGUGUUACUGGGUUUGUAUAAAUGGUAGUCAAGCUUAAUGUAUUAAUGUGAAUGUUUAUACCUUUAAGUUAAUAAGUUAUGGGUGUAGAAUUAAGGAACUUGUAAUUUUAGAGUCCAUUAUAUUCAAACAAUAGUGUUAGGUACUGUUUGAAAACUAGCUUUUCUUUUUCUCCUAAUCAGUUUGGAUGAAGCAUUAAGAUAGAAAACUGUUAUUUUUAAUUACCUUUAUGCAAAUAGCAAUUGGAAGUAUCCAAAAUGAAAGCAUUUUCUUUUCAAGAUACACCAUUAAGUUAAUGAGGAAAACCUGAUGUUAUCUUUUCUAAAUUUAAAGAAAAUCAAUAUUAUAUUUGAAUAGAACUGGCUUCUUCAUUUUGGUAUAAGCACUUCUUUAAAUGAUUACAGCAUUCUAACUUGGCAAUAAUGAAUAAUUGGAUGUGCAAGUCUGUAUUCAGUAGGAUGACAAUACACUGGAAUUUCUGUGUUCCUUGAAUCCUUAUUUCCAUAUUUCUCUUAUAGGUGCUGUCUUCAAUGUUUAAUUCUUAAGUACCUUGAAUAAAGGGCCCAGCAUUCUGGGUGUACUUUGACAGUGAUGGUGAUGCAGCUUUUCCGGCAUUCUCCACUGUGUAGUGCGUAGGAAAUGGAAUGCUAGUUGAAACUAACUGGAGGACUGUCCCUUACUCUCCCAACUAAAACUGGUUAGCUUAUACAGGCUGAGGCUUGAAACCUGUGCACUAUAAGUUUGUGCACUGUUCCUGUAGCUGGGUGCUAUUAUUGGCAGUGUUGCCAGUUAAGCCAGGAUUGACUAGGAUUCUGUUAAGUCAAAGCCCUCAUUCUCACCAAAAAAACUAAUUUUUUUUAUUUAUUAAAGUAAACCAAUAUACAUAUAUCUUGCAGUUUGAGCACUAUCUGGUUUUGUACUCAUUAAAGGUAAACCUCAGAAACAAUUGCGAAGACUGGUGCAAAGGUGGAAGAAUCAAAUUUCAGUUAAAAAUUUCACAGCAAGUGUUUCAGAUCUUUAAUAACAGAUCGGAACAUUGUUAUUCUUCUUCCAAUAGUUGACUAGCCUUCCAGUCAAAUGGAGUAAAUCUUGCGAUUUGACGACUUUUAGUGCUUUGAUCGUAUAUUGUCCUUAUUUGUUUUAUUUGCUUUCUGUCGAAGUGCUGUUUGUAUUUUCAGACAAAAUCGCACAGCUAUUCAGUGGGUUAGUCUCUUUUUGUAAAGAGAAGUAUUUGUGAAACUAAAGUAGUCUUUAAUUUUAUGUGCAUUUACUGUAAAGCAUAAGGGUGACAAAGUUAUUUUUUAAGAUUUCUUGCAUUCAUGUUGAUUUUGGAAAGCUCUGGCUUUGCAUUCUUAUACAGUUUGAAGUAGAAAAUAUUUCAAUUUCAGCUUUCCUAUUACAGUGGUUGCUUUGUCUUAUUUUUAUUAUUGAUGUAGCAAGCUAUCUAUAUUUUGAAGAUCCUCUGUAGAUUACAUUAUAGAUUUUAAUAUCAUGCUUGUGAGUAUGUCAUUGAUAUAAAGUGUCCACACGCAAGCUUUAUGGAAGACUCACAAUUUAUUUAGUGUGAUAAAUAACCAGAGUCCCAGGUUUAUUCUCUGGAGUUUUCUGAAAUAAGAUGCUUAAUUUCAUUUCGGCAUUGCAAUAAGCCUUGAUGGCUCUGGUUGAGAGAUAGUUUGGUUCCACAUUUUCCCUAAUUACUACCUUUGUUCUCUUCUGGAACUAUGCAUUUUUGAUCCUCAUGAGGCUCUACUGUCAAAGCACCAUUUCUGCCUGUGAACUCUUGUGUAUAUAGGCAACCGUGAAUAGUACACCAUUCAAGUACAAUACUGUAGAACUGUGACACAGGAACCAUACAACAGCAGGGUGAUAUGAGAGAGGAAAAUGGCAAUUUCCUUUUGUGCUUUUCAAAAGAAACACAUUAACAACCGUAAUAUCUAACAGCUAAUGUACAUUGCCAAUACAGACUGUCGCAAUUUUGAAUAUAAGUACAUGGUUCUUGUUUGACACCACCCUGCAGAACACUAAUCUGUACAGACUUCUUGGUCUUAGGAAAAAAAUUUUGCCAAAAAAAAAAUUAGAAAGCAAAAUAAAAUUGUCAAAUCUUAUCAGGUGUGAAAUAUGUCUGAACAGUUUACUGAGCCAUAUUGUUCAUGUUAGCUUGGCAGUGCUUCACAAUGAGUGUUCAGUACAUGAGGACACCAUUCAAUGAUGACUCAUUUAAAUUCUUGUUCCUGGAAAUACAACCUGUAUGUCGAGUGAAAGGAUUUAUUGAAUUUUGCUGAACUUUACAAUAACUAUUCCAAGCAUAAAUCUGGUUUUGAUUUUGGUGCUGAGAAAUUAAAGAUACAUUUUCAUGUUCA
Messenger RNA from Hypanus sabinus (Atlantic stingray), 3795 nucleotides. It is a transcript of the gene bpnt2, whose product is annotated as 3'(2'), 5'-bisphosphate nucleotidase 2. Gene Ontology annotation, molecular function: 3'-nucleotidase activity. The record is from RefSeq and is a predicted model, not a curated record. NCBI's taxonomy places the organism in Eukaryota, Metazoa, Chordata, Chondrichthyes, Myliobatiformes, Dasyatidae. Bases 183 to 1226 code for a protein of 347 amino acids. Gene Ontology annotation, cellular component: endomembrane system. Gene Ontology annotation, biological process: phosphatidylinositol phosphate biosynthetic process. The transcript has 5 exons.